CAGCUUUCUCUAGAGCGUGCUGAGCGACGGAUCCUGUUACUGCCCACAUCCAGAAAGAAUGUGUUGCCUGAACAUGCCAGCCAUACUACUUGUCCUGUCGCUGACAAUUAGCUGUCGGAACGCGGCACCCAUAGAUAGGUUAAAAUUAGAUGGCACAUCCAAUGGGACAUCGGAGAAGGGAUGGCGAAUUGACGUACAGGCCAGCUACACGCUCUUCAUGCCAAGCCACCAAACGCCACAGCAGGAGGCCACGAGAGAGAACAGACACCAAAUGGAAAAAAGGAAAUGUAACACAGCGACUUGCGUCACGCAGCGUCUAGCGGAUUUUCUAGUUCGAUCCCACAGCAAUAUUGGAACAAUAGACAGACCGACCAACGUGGGUUCCUACACGUACGGGAAGAGGAACGUGGUUGGCGUUUUAAGCAGAGAAUCUUUUGACUAUCUGCAACACUAGCUCAUUCUACAGAAAGUCAAAACGCGUCCGUGUCACCCAAUCCUUCUGAUUUUCCCUCCCCCCACGCAUUCUAACAGUGCCUUGGUAUCAAUGCUCACACGUUCUCAUGGCUUGUUUACCAGUAAACUCUGAAACACAGAAACAUUGGUUUUAACUGAAGGGGGUGUUAAAUCGUAUCUUGCCCCCAAAUUUGAA
Molecule: messenger RNA, 649 nt
Organism: Pelobates fuscus (common spadefoot toad)
Lineage: Eukaryota; Metazoa; Chordata; Amphibia; Anura; Pelobatidae
Gene: IAPP
Product: islet amyloid polypeptide
Exons: 4
Coding region: 59-454 (131 amino acids)
Cellular component (GO): extracellular region
Molecular function (GO): hormone activity
Source: RefSeq, a predicted model, not a curated record